AUGCAUAUUACACUCAACCUUAUAAUAGCCUUCAUCAGCGGCGUAAGUGCCGCCGGUGUAACGGGCGCCGCUGAAGGGUUUGCCAAGGGCGUCACCGGCGGUGGCGAUGCCGCUGCUGUCUACCCCAGCACCACCGACGAGCUCGUCUCGUAUCUGGGAGACAGUUCACCGCGUGUGAUUGUAUUGGAGAAGGAAUUCGAUUUCACCGGCACUGAAGACACCACUUCUGGUACAGGCUGCGCCCCAUGGGGAACAGACGAGGGGUGUCAACUGGCUAUUAACCAGAACGAUUGGUGCUCUAACUACGAGUCCGAUGCGCCUUCGGUUGAUGUCUCAUAUGACAACGCCGGUCUGCUCGGAAUCACGGUAGCAUCUGACAAAUCUCUUGUCGGCUCUGGGACUAGCGGUGUGAUCAAAGGAAAGGGAUUGCGAAUUGUCAGUGGCGCAAGCAAUAUCAUCAUCCAGAACAUCGCUAUCACCGACAUCAACCCCAAAUACGUCUGGGGCGGAGAUGCCAUCACGCUCAACGACUGCGACAUGGUCUGGAUUGACCACGUCACUACUGCCCGAAUCGGUCGCCAACACCUAGUCCUCGGCACCGAGGCCUCCAACCGCGUUACCGUUUCAAACUCAUACUUCAAUGGCGAGUCUGAGUAUUCAGCCACCUGCGACGGCUAUCACUACUGGGGCAUCUACCUCGCCGGAUCCAACGACAUGGUUACCCUCAAAGGGAACUACAUCUACCAUAUGAGUGGACGUAGCCCUAAGAUUGACGGCAACACCCUUCUGCAUGCGGUAAACAACUACUGGAAAGAUUCCUCCGGACACUCUUUUGAGAUCGGCUCCGGCAGCAAUAUUCUCGCCGAGGGAAACUACUUCGAGGAUAUCCCGACCAUCAUGGAAUCCAAUGGUAGCCAGCUCUUCACGUCGCCUGAUGAUGCGGCGAACCAGGCCUGCAGCGCGACUCUGGGUCGCGUGUGCGAGGUGAAUGGGUUCGAGAGCUCGGGGGAGUUCAGCUCUAGUGAUGCCGACCUUUUGGUUAACUUCGAAGGGAAGAAUGUUGCCGCCGCGUCUGCUUUUACGGAGGCUCAGGGUAGUGUUCCGGGCAGUGCGGGACAGGGGAAGCUGUAA
This is a messenger RNA of Aspergillus campestris IBT 28561, 1131 nucleotides long. RefSeq names its product polysaccharide lyase family 1 protein. The coding region runs from base 1 to 1131 and encodes 376 amino acids. The transcript is spliced from 6 exons. The record is from RefSeq and is a predicted model, not a curated record. Gene Ontology annotation, molecular function: pectate lyase activity. NCBI's taxonomy places the organism in Eukaryota, Fungi, Ascomycota, Eurotiomycetes, Eurotiales, Aspergillaceae.